ACCCACCCCGCAACAACCUUCUCCCGGUCUCGGUCUCGUUCUCUGCUCUUUUCCUCAUCUGCGGCCUGCGGGGUGACCCCUCUCUCGCCUCGACCUCCCUUCCCCUCUUCUCGCCUUGUGCCUGUGCUCGCCACACGCGACGAAACCGCCCCCCACCCAGCCGGAGCCGACCCGCCACAGGAACAGGAAGAUCUCCGUCGCCUGCUCCUCGCUUCGCUUCGAAUUGGAGGUUGUGUUGCCGGUGGUUUCCAUAUGGACUCUUUUCAAAGAGCUCUCAAUGAACCAACGUGCUUGGAAGAAACUGUCCAGCAAGGGAUUGAAAGAUGCCCAUUCCUGAGGAACAUCAACGAGCCUACAAGCUUUUCCUUCUCGUCUGUCAACUUUCCUAUUCUUGCAAGAGGAGCCAAGGGACCAAUUUUUGAAGAUGGACCUAAUUUUGACACAGCGUUUCGAGUUUUCCAUGGUAGAGAUGGGGUUGUCCCACUUUCAGAAGGAUCAUUUCCACAGAUUGAGAAGCCAUUGCCCAAGCCUAAUCCUGAGUUCAACCCCUUGGCGGCCAAAGCAGCAACCAUUAGCCUAUCGGCAUUUGGAGGCUUCUUCAGCUUUGGUGACUUCUCAAACAAGCGCAAUAAGAAAAAUUUCAACAAAAAGAACCCCAACAACCUCCCCCAGAAUAAAGGCCAGUCUAACAAUCAUGAAGCAGUGAGCAACGAGUGGCUGGAAAAUGGCCAGUGUCCACUUGCAAAGUCAUAUAGAGCAUUAAGUGGCAUUGUACCUCUUGUGGCAAAGAUGAUGACGCCCCCAGCUGGUAUGAAACUGAAGUGCCCGCCUGCGGUGGUUGCUGCCCGAGCAGCAAUAUCCCGCACAGCCUUUGCAAAGGGGCUUCGCCCUCAGCCCCUGCCAACAAAAGUACUGGUGAUCGCACUGCUUGGUAUGGCAGCAAAUGUUCCUCUCGGCAUCUGGAGAGAGCACACGCAGAAGUUUUCAGUGCAGUGGUUUGCUGCGGUACAUGCCGCCGUGCCUUUCAUAGGGAUGCUCAGGAAAUCUGUGCUGAUGCCAAAGUCUGCCAUGGCCCUUACUAUAGCUGCCUCAAUAUUGGGUCAGACAAUCGGGUCAAGAGCUGAACGUAUCAGAUUGAAGAGGGUGGCUGCGGCAAAAUCAGCAGGAGAGGGCGAUGAUACUGCUGACUGCGUCAAAGCACCGAUGAGUCUCAAGACCGGAAACCGCAGUGUCGUUCAGUUCUGGGAUCCGCUUGCCCUCAGAGUAGAGAGCACCGUGAGCGCAGGUUCCCCAUCAGUUCUUGUCCCUGCCGUUGCUGCCUUCAAUUGAUGGACUGGGUUGGCUUCAUUUCGAUCAUAUCAGCAUUGCUGAUUGUUGUAUCCUUUUUCGAUGAUUGUAUUCAUUACUGUAUCAUGAGUUUACGAAAGAGUUACUGGUUACGUCAAAUUCUUCACUCCAUUUUGGAGGGCAUAUUGCAGUGAAUAAUUUUGAGAACAUUUUCAGAGCUGAGAACCGUUUGCUCUCCUUGAAA
Setaria italica (foxtail millet) is the source of this 1531-nucleotide messenger RNA. RefSeq lists its product as uncharacterized. Lineage: Eukaryota; Viridiplantae; Streptophyta; Magnoliopsida; Poales; Poaceae. The record is from RefSeq and is a predicted model, not a curated record. Gene Ontology annotation, cellular component: chloroplast. The coding region runs from base 253 to 1329 and encodes 358 amino acids. The transcript has 4 exons.